AUGAAUAAUUUUGUACCUGAACGUGGGUUUAACAAGGAAAACUUUAAAGGAAGCUGCUUGAUAGUGCCUGCAGUUUCAAUUGGCAACGUCCCUCAGUUGGCAGUAGAUCUCUUAAUUACAACACUAAACCUUAAGCGAGUUGGUUUCAUCGAAGACGACAGUAUUGUCUCCGUUUCCGGCGCCCGAGAAGAUACAACUGAAGGCACUGGAUCUUCCGACCAGCAAUUGACGGUCAUACAGCAGCGUGCACCUGCUCAUAAGGGGAAAUCGCAUCAAUAUGCACGCAACUUGGUUACCUUUUUCAAAGAAUGUCACUUUUCGAGAAUCAUAUUACUGGCUAGUGCCGAUGCCAAGCAGCGAAGAGAUGUGCAGUUGACUGGUGAUUCCUUUCGAAUACUUACGACAGACAACUUGUCGCCCGAUGUUCAGUCUCGCAUAUCGUCACUUGAUAUAAAGACUCUCGAGACUCCCGAUGUUGAGGAGGACUAUGUGAAACCUCAAGCACAUGGUGGGUAUCCUCGCAUUGUUGGCGGCGGUAUGUCCAACUAUUUGUUGAGUCUUUGUAAAGAGGAAAAACUUGCGUUGAUAGUAUUGAUACUAUUUGCUAUGGAAGGAGGUAAUGUUACGGAAGACAACGUGCACGAUGCGACUCUCACGGCGAAUAAACUUACUUCACUGUUAUCGGAGCAAGGUAUUCAAUCGGACACGUGCUUUGAGUAUGCUUUUUCUGUGAUGCGUAGCCUGAGACAGGAUUAUCUGUUAUUAGGGAAAGAAAGUACAAGAAAUUGGAUAUCGCCACGCAGCUGGAAUGGGCUGUUUGGUAAACCAUUUGAACAAGAGCUGUAUUGA
Messenger RNA from Paraglomus occultum, 849 nucleotides. Lineage: Eukaryota; Fungi; Glomeromycota; Glomeromycetes; Paraglomerales; Paraglomeraceae. The record is from the annotation of a GenBank genome assembly.